CACCCCCCGCCACUCAACACCCUUAUCAAAAUGUGGUCCUGGUUCGGCGGAUCCGCCGCCCAGAAGCGGAAAGAUGCGCCCAAGAACGCGAUCCUCAUGCUCCGCGAACAGCUGGACAUGCUGCAGAAGCGCGAAAAGCACCUGGAGAACCUGAUGGAGGAGCAGGAUGCAAUUGCCCGGAAGAACGUGACGACGAAUAAGACCGCGGCCAAGAACGCCCUGCGACGGAAGAAGGUCCACGAGAAGAACCUCGAACAGACGACGGCGCAGAUCGUCCAGUUGGAGCAGCAGAUAUACUCGAUCGAGGCGGCGAAUAUCAACCAGGAGACUUUGAAGGCGAUGGAGGCGGCUGGUGCGGCGAUGGCGAAGAUUCACGGCUCGAUGACCAUCGAUACGGUCGAUAAGACGAUGGAGGUACUCCGCGAACAGCACCAGCUCAGCACGGAAGUGGCAGAGGCCAUUACAAGCACCAACCUGGUCGAUCAACCGGACGACGAGGAUCUGGAGGCGGAGCUCGAGGGGCUGGAACAGGAGGCCAUGGACGAGCGCAUGCUCAACACAGGCACCGUGCCUGUCGCGGAUCAACUCAACCGGUUACCUCCUGCGGCGAACGGAGAAAUCAAAUCCAAACCCCAAGUCGAAGAAGAAGACGAGGAAGCCGAGCUGGAAAAGCUCCGUGCCGAAAUGGCCAUGGGAUAACCGCUCCAUCCAACCACAACUGCCUUUCCCCUUUCCCUCUUCUUCUUCUUCUUCUUCAUC
Messenger RNA from Aspergillus heteromorphus CBS 117.55, 759 nucleotides. Its product is annotated as ESCRT-III subunit protein SNF7. Gene Ontology annotation, biological process: vesicle budding from membrane; late endosome to vacuole transport via multivesicular body sorting pathway. Lineage: Eukaryota; Fungi; Ascomycota; Eurotiomycetes; Eurotiales; Aspergillaceae. The transcript is spliced from 4 exons. The record is from RefSeq and is a predicted model, not a curated record. The coding region runs from base 31 to 699 and encodes 222 amino acids. Gene Ontology annotation, cellular component: multivesicular body; cytoplasmic side of plasma membrane; ESCRT III complex.